ACUCAUUUUUAGAAUUUAAUUCAUUAUUAGGUCUUUUUUUAAAGAAUUUUUUUUUCAAUUUAAUUUUUGUUUGUUUCAAAUAGAUUUUUAGAAUCGUCGAUAGCUGCUUUUUAGAAAAAUGUCUGUCAAUUAUGCUAGUGGACUUUCCGAAUAUAAAAAUAAAGGAACCUGUGGUACCAAAGAGUUGAUCGACAGCGAUAAAAAAUUGGCUCGAAAUAUUAAAAUCUUAGCCGAAUGGAUUCGUAAAUCAAAACAUUGUGUAAUAUAUUGUGGUGCUGGAAUUAGUACGGCUGCUGGUAUUCCCGAUUUUCGUGGACCGAAUGGUGUGUGGACAUUGGAAAAACGUGGCCAAAAACCGGAUGAAUCAAAAAUGAAAUCGUUCGAUCAAUGUAUUCCAACAUUUACACAUCUUGCUAUUAUUACAAUGAUCAACAAAGGCUUGGUAAAACAUGUUGUCAGCCAAAAUAUCGAUGGAUUAUUUUUAAAAGCUAAUAUUGAUCGUGAAAAUCUAUCCGAAUUACAUGGAAACUAUUUCGUUGAUGAAUGUAUCGAUUGUCAUAGUCGUUUUAUUCGCCAUCGUCCAAGUCCGACAAUGGGCUGUAAAUUUACUGGUGAUAAAUGUGCUAAAUGCGAUGGCCCAAUACAUGAUACAAUUUUGGAUUGGGAACAAGAACUCCCUGAUAAUGAAUUCGAUCGUGCACAAAUCGAAUCUGAAAAAUGUGAUCUGGCUAUAUGUUUAGGCACAUCAUUACAAAUUGAACCAGCCAAUUUAUUGCCUUUAGAAGUGCUUAAAAAAUCCGAUAAUCAACAUGAAAACACUGAUGAUCACUUGAAUAAAUUGGUCAUUAUUAAUCUUCAACGAACAAAAUUCGAUCGUCAUGCUGAUCUUAUCAUACAUCAUUAUGUUGAUAAAGUAAUGGAAUUAAUUUGCCAACAUUUAAUGAUUCAAAUUUCUCCAUAUGAAUCAGCAUUAGAUCCAACAAAAUCUGGUCAUGAUCUCAUACCAUGGAAUCGUAAUGAUUUCAGACCAACAAUAAAAUCUAGGAAAGAAUCAUUGUAAAUAUUUUUAUUUAAAUAAAAUCAAAAUUCAUCAAUUUCUAUAUUCAA
Dermatophagoides pteronyssinus (European house dust mite) is the source of this 1107-nucleotide messenger RNA. RefSeq names its product NAD-dependent protein deacetylase Sirt6-like. Gene Ontology annotation, biological process: negative regulation of transcription by RNA polymerase II. The record is from RefSeq and is a predicted model, not a curated record. Gene Ontology annotation, cellular component: nucleus. Gene Ontology annotation, molecular function: transcription corepressor activity; NAD+ binding; histone H3K9 deacetylase activity, NAD-dependent. Lineage: Eukaryota; Metazoa; Arthropoda; Arachnida; Sarcoptiformes; Pyroglyphidae.